UAGACAUGCAAACUAAUUAAUAAGAAUGCAACAAAGCUUAGAAGAGAAUGAUGAUGAACAACAACAUGAAGAAGGAUUUGGUGAUGAGAAGGUGCGAACCGAUGAGCAUAGGUUCAGAUAGAGCGUGUGCGAGGAGGCGAAGUGCUCAAUAUGCUGAAUGCCAGAAGAAUCAUGCAGCUAAUGUUGGUGGAUAUGCUGUUGAUGGAUGCAGAGAGUUCAUGGCUGACGGUGAGGAAGGAUCGAGCAGUGCGCUCCGUUGCGCAGCCUGUGGCUGCCACCGGAAUUUCCAUCGGAGAGUGCAAGAGCACAACCGAUCAAUAGACUGUUCUAUUCGGCAGUGAUGCAGGAAAUUCAGUAGGGGUCUUGAAGUUGACAUGAAGGAUUGGAGAAGUCAUGCUUGACGUACAUCUUACAGCCUGAAAAGAAUGAAUUACUGCAUGGUCAUUAAUUAGGAAUAUUGUUAUGCUAGUUAAUCAAGCAAUUAACUGUGAAAGGGAAUAAAGAAGAAAAAGAUAGAAAGUGAUGCAAAUUGCACUUUCGGCAAAAGAUUGAUAAGAUCCUUCACAGCUCUUCCCACCUCUUAAUCAUUUCCUAAUAAAAUAAUAUCUUUCAUUAUUCAACAAGAGGAAUCUUCUCUGUUCCAACCACUUAUUGUUUUAUCACUGAUAAUUUGAACUAUCAUCAUUAAUCUCCAAUAAUUGAGUUAGUCCUUAAUGAAACGUUUAAAGAGUUGAGUUAUUGGGAAAGAGUAGAGUAUUGCUCAAUCAGAGUUCCUUGAGAUUUGAUUAUGCUCUUCAAAAAACAUGAAACAUGUUCCA
This is a messenger RNA of Dioscorea cayenensis subsp. rotundata (Guinea yam), 818 nucleotides long. RefSeq names its product mini zinc finger protein 2-like. Gene Ontology annotation, molecular function: DNA-binding transcription factor activity; transcription cis-regulatory region binding. Gene Ontology annotation, cellular component: nucleus. The transcript is spliced from 2 exons. Gene Ontology annotation, biological process: regulation of developmental process; regulation of DNA-templated transcription. The record is from RefSeq and is a predicted model, not a curated record. NCBI's taxonomy places the organism in Eukaryota, Viridiplantae, Streptophyta, Magnoliopsida, Dioscoreales, Dioscoreaceae. The coding region runs from base 48 to 341 and encodes 97 amino acids.